ACUAUUCUCCCUCUCUCUCAAACCCAAAACCCACACUGUUCUCUAUUCUGCCACAAAUGGCUGUUACUUCCAGAGGCCGACCGGCUUUUACUCAUCUCCAAAUCCCCAACAAAUGGCGCGACUCUGAUACCAGCCCUGACCCGACCCACGAGCAACCCAAGCUCGCCAUCACUCCCAGUUCCACUUCUGCUGUCGACAGAAAAGUCCCUGUUGUGUACUAUCUCUCCAGAAACGGCCAGCUCGAGCACCCCCAUUUCAUGGAGGUCCCUCUCUCUUCUCCCCGCGGCCUCUUCCUCAGUGAUGUGAUUAACCGGCUCAACUUGCUGCGGGGCAAAGCCAUGGCCUCCAUGUACUCCUGGUCGGCAAAACGGGGAUAUAAGACGGGGUUUGUGUGGCACGACUUGUCGGAGAACGACUUCAUACACCCGUCGCACGGCAAUGAGUACGUAUUGAAAGGCUCGGAGAUUCUCGACCCGCCGGUGAACCCGAUGGCUAUGCAGUCGGCGUCAUCGAGGUCGCUCCGGCCGCCGCCGGAGGUGCAUGAUUCCGGCGUCGGUUACGACUCGCCGGUGAUGCUGCGCCGGCGGAACCAGUCGUGGAGCUCCAUUGAUCUUAACGAGUAUAAGGUCUACAAGACUGAGUCGGUCCGCGAGGCGGUGGCGGCGGACGCGUCGACGCAGACGGAGGACAAGCGGCACAGACGACGCGUCGUUCGUGAGGUGGAGGAAGAGAAAGAAGGUCAGAGUCAACAGGAGAUGAGUAACGGCAGUCAAAGCACGGAGCUGAGCAGAGACGACAUUUCACCUCCGCCGUCUGAUUCGAGCCCCGAGACUCUCGAGUCGCUGAUGAAAGCAGACGGACGGCUGGUGAUUCAGACGAACAGAGCGGCGGUGGUGGAGGAGAAUCGGAAUCAGAAUCCGACGCCGGAGAUUGUGCCGGGUGGCAAAAUGAAACCGUCGUCGGUUCUGAUGCAGUUGCUAUCCUGCGGUUCGAUUUCGUUCAGGGACUGCAGGUCCACGGCGGUGAGGGAUCAGCGGUUCUCGCUGAUUGGGCAGUCGCGGGCUAGGCUGCCGCGCGGAGCAGGGAGUCAAGCUGCGGCGGCGGAGAGGGCAAUUUCGAGUUUUUCAGGGGUGAAAUUAGAAGAGAAGGAGUAUUUUAGCGGGAGCUUGAUCGAGACCAAAAAAGAAGUCGUUCCAGCUCUCAAGAGGUCUUGUUCUUACAAUGCAGAUAGAAGCACCCAGAUUCAGCUGGAGGAAACAGAGAAGGAUGGGGUGAGAGCAAAAUGCAUACCCGGAAAGCCAAAGACCAUGUUGGCCAACAAGAAAGAAACCAGCUUCAUCAAUCAUGGUAAUAGUAAUGGGCAGGAAGGAGGGAGCAGAAGACUUGAAACUUAGGCAAUAUCAGUGAAAGUUGACUGCCAUUGUAAAUUGUAGUGUUUAGGCGAAGGAGAAGCAUAGGCAAAAUAUGCGGCAGCAAAAACGUUACCGCAAAGUUCAAGUCACGGCAGAAUCGGGCUCAGACAUUGAGGAAUAAAGGCAUGGGGUGCAGGAAUUUGAUGAAGGUAUGUGAGUUGAAGCUGUGCAGAUUGUCGAUUCUCAGUAUGGAAUUUUGGGGCAAAGGGUCCCUUGUGCCUUGGUGUUUGUGAGGAGUUGAAUAUGGUUUCCUUAAUUUCGGUGUUUUAGUUGCUAAGUCUAAGCCUCUCUGGACUUUGUCACUUUGGGAAGGUGGGAAAUGGAAUUAAAAGGGUCUUAAUUUCCUAGGUAAUGUCAUAUGCUUUGGAUUUGGCUAAAGCUUCAUAUACCAAAAUGCAUCGUUUUGAAGUACCCACGUGAGGCAAGGCGUUGAGAUUGGAGAGGCAAUGGUUCCUCCAAGAAAGUUAGGAAUUGUGAAAUUGCUGUGUUUCAUUUUAUAAUGCCCAGGAAUCAGCUUUUAGUGGAGGGUUAAAUGCAGGAAUGAUGUAGAAAAAUAGACUCUUACAGAACCUGUUGGACAGAAAUGUAGGUUGUAGUGGUAUUUAACUAUUUGUUAGUCUUACCGGUAGUCCAGUACUACUUGAUCUUACAUGGGGCAAGUGUGUGCAUAGUAUGUAUCAACUUUAUCGUAAACUUGUAAAAUGAGUUAUUAAAAUACAUGUAUAAUGUUAUUUGUGUUCCGGGAGAAUUACUAUUCUACCCUUAUGUGUGUCUUAGCCUAAUAGGUUUCCUGUUAGGAGAUAGAUUAGCAUCUCCGUAAUAGAUUAGGACUCCGAAUCCUACGAG
This is a messenger RNA of Argentina anserina (silverweed cinquefoil), 2258 nucleotides long. RefSeq names its product protein SOSEKI 5. The record is from RefSeq and is a predicted model, not a curated record. The coding region runs from base 57 to 1394 and encodes 445 amino acids. The transcript has 5 exons. Lineage: Eukaryota; Viridiplantae; Streptophyta; Magnoliopsida; Rosales; Rosaceae.